AUGGCGUGGCUGGCGGGCGGGCUGGCGGAGUUGCGCUGGUGCGCACUGGUCGCCCUCUUCGUGGCGGCGCUGGCCACCCUGGCCGUCUACCUGGUGCAAUAUGCCCUGCUGGCCCUGCGGCGGAACCGGCAGCCGCCUCGGCCGCUGCCGCCACCGCCGCCGCAGCGGGACGAGCUGCUGGAGGAGAGUGACUCGGUGCUAGCGUGGGCGCUGUCGCUGGGCAGCUGGCGGCGACAGUGGCGACGGGCCUGGGUGGCGGCGCUCAACGCCGAGGCGGCGGCGCGGGCGGAUUCACAGUUGCUUACAUUUGAGGAAGACGACCCGCCAGAAUCACUUGAACUAGCAGUUAAACAAGUUAUUAGUGUUGUAAAGUCAGCUCAAGAGAAGGUCGUUUCCUGCAAUGUUGUGGGAGAUUCUGUUAAAUUUGUUGUCACUGUCUCUUCACCCCCAGCUGCAGAGGGCCAGUCAUACAGCGUGAAACUGUCUCCAGUUCAUUUGCAGCUUCAGCUCUGCAUGAAAGACAAGGGAGAAGAUGUCAAAGUUGAGUGGUUCCUCAUUAAUGCCAAUGAAACCAACUUUGAAAUCCAGCCAACGGCGCAGGAGGGACAGAGAGCAGGGACAUGCACAAUAUCUGAAACACUUAGAGAUGUUUUGAAGAACCUCUUUAGUUCAGUUUCUCCAUCUGUAGUGUUGAGUACGAGACCUACAGAUAUAAAGGAAGUUCAGAAUGUACAGAACAUAAACCUUCUCCCUCAGGGCACUAGUCCGCCUAAACCUCCAAGGGCUCAUGAACUCAAAUUGCUGGUGAAGAACAUCGCGGUAAACCUAACUGAUCACAGUGCUGCAGGCAGCACAAACCUCGUGUGUAUAGUUCAGUUGAAUGACCCUAUGCAGAAGUUUUCCAGCUCUGUAGCCAAAAAUGCUGUAAAUCCCUUUUGGAAGGAAGAGUUUAUCUUUGAACUAAGUGCCAAAUCAAAAGCAUUGCAACUGCAAAUAGUAGAAGAUGGAAAGUUGGAUAAUCCUUUGUCUGCAAAGGCGACCGUACCUCUAGACUUGUUCAGGAAACAACCUUCUGGCCAGCAAAGCUUUGCACUGAACAGCUCCAGUGAAAGCAGCCCAGAGCCAGGGCCUGGGCUGGGAUCCAUUAGUGCAGAGUUCUCUUUUAUAGAACCCAGUGAAUUAAAACCAUGGCAAGUCUCUUCUGCAGUGCCAGCCACCAAAAUAGAAAAGGAUCGCACUGUGAUGCCUUGUGGGACUGUGGUCACUACUGUAACUGCUGUGAAAACCAAACCUCGUCUGGAAGGGAGGUCAUCUCCACUGAGCACAGAUUCUCCUGUGAAGACUCCAGUUAAAGUAAAGGUGAUUGAAAAGGACGUCUCUGUUCAAGCUAUCCAUUCUCAUGGUGCUCCAGUCAGCAAAACUUUAUCAUCUUCAGAUACAGAACUGCUGGUACUGAAUGGCACUGAUCCUGUUGCAGAAGCAGCCAUUCGGCAGCUAAGUGAGUCUGCAAAGCAGAAGCUGAAGUCUCCUAGGAAGAAAAGCACCAUUAUCAUAUCAGGGGUGUCCAAGACCUCUUUAUCUCAGGACACUGAAGCUGCUCUGAUGAUGGACUAUGCUGCAGCCAUGGACAACUCCUGCAAAGUAGAUCCACCAACCAUGGAGAAAUCUGUUGCAAAAGUAACCUCUGAUGAAGAGCUAUCAUUAGGUACUUCAGAAAUAGUACCUGAUAGUGACCCACAGCAAACUGCCCAUAAGGCCUGGAAUUUGGAGAAUGGCAGCCAACAGUGGGAUACCAACACGCUCUUAGACCAGACCUGUGAUGAAAUAUCUUGCAGCUCAUUAAGUGUUUCAGAAACUGGGAGCAUGAAAAAAUCUAAAGGUGGGAUUUUGAGAAAAAGCGCGAAGCUCUUUUUCCGCCGGCGGCAUCAUCAGAAAGACCCAGGCAUGAGUCAGUCCCACAACGAUCUUGUCUACUUGCAGCAGCCACUGUCAGAAGAAACACGCAAGAAGGGAGGCACGCUCUCACGUAUUCUGAGCAGGAAGCUCCUUUCCAAACACAAAAGCAAGAGCAAACUGAAUGGUGCUUCGACAGAGCCCUACCUAUAAUACAGAACGCUCUCUGAUGGGACACUUGCACAUCAGUUGACCAUUUGUUUACAGAGCAGUAGUAGAGAAUGCAGAUAUGGCUGAUGACGUGCAUAAAAUGAUAUUCACUUAAUACAGUGGUCCAGGAAUAAACAGAAAGCUUAGGGUUUCUUGUUUAUUUUUCCAGAACGCCUUUUCUCUCUGAUUAUAAAGUUGCUCCUCCAAAUACAAGCAAUGCUACUUGUAUCAUGACAGCUUUUGAAGGAUCAUGUGGUGUAUUGUAGAAGAUGAGAGAGGAUGGGGAAUGGUGCAGGUGGGAGGACCUGCAUAUAGGCACCUGGUUUACAUUAAAGGGGAGCUAAGAGCUGAAAGAUCAUACUUGCUAUAUGACUGAACCACUAUAAGGAGAGAAGAUACCACUGUGCUUCCUUACUGCAGGCUGGAAUAGUAGCAACACAAACUCUCGACUUGUUUUUCUAAAGAGGCUGAAAGGGAAAAGAGGCCCAGAUCCAGUUUGUAUUGUAAUUUGGAAACGGGUAAGUCUUCAGAAGGAGAACUAAAAUGCUGAUUAAGAUAGCCUAAUGUAAUAACUGUAGCCUGCUGAAAUAACUGCUCAAUCCAUGUAGGUGGAGAGAUGCCUUUCAUAUUAGCCAUAAAUCAAUAAAUUAUGCAAAUGUGUGUACUAGCAUAUUGUUUAAUGUUCUGUGCAUAAGUUAUGCUUAAAGAGACAUAACAUUUUUUGAAGUUCAUCUGUGUCUACUUGCAAACAAAACAUUUAUAAAUUCUUACAUGUAGAUUUUCUUCCCUGUGUAAAAAGCUGUGUUGCUAAUGCAAAAACCCUUCUUAGGGGCUCUAAUUUCUUUUCCCAAGUACUUGUUAGACAAGUAUAUCAUCCAUCAUAUCAAAUGCGAGUCUAGGAGCAAUAAGCGAUGAAUAGACCAUAUUUAAUCCUAUAAUGCUUUUCAUUAGCUUGUUUUACUUGCCAAACACUUACUGAGAUCUUACAAAAGACAGUCGUGAAAAAAAUACUUUUUUAAAAAUAAUACCAAUUUCCUUAGUUGUCUUUCAGUUUCUAGGUCUACCAAUGUCGUCAUAUGGUGAGUGUUUGGGUAAGCUUUUUAAACUUUUUCCCUCAUUAAAUAUUGCAUCUGGUCCCUUUAAAUUAAAAGGAAAAAAAUGAUGGAAGUAGUAAAGGCAUAAUUUUUGGUUUGGCUAUUAAGAAGUGUAAAAUGUCAAUCAGUAUUUCACAGGUACCAUACUUUGUGCAUACCUGUACUUUUCCACCAUCUGCAUUCCUACAGAGAACAAAGAACCAAGCCUGUUCUCUUUAGCCAAGAAAAACAUCCAUUCCCUCUAAAUUACUGAUGUGAAUGGGUGAUAGAUUUGUGCCUGCUUUGCCAACAGUGAUUUCCCACCCCAUUCCUCCCCUUAGUACACACAACACUUUGGCAGAUACUUGGGCUUUCAGCUUAAACCAUCCUUCAAAAACAAAAAGUCACUGAAAAACAGAAACACAAAACUUCUGAUGGACUCUAGAUUCUCCUUGGUAAAUAUUUUUACAAGGAGUAUAAACGUAGAGGGGGUAUGGUUUCUGUCAAAAUCUUUUAACUGAGCCUACUGUUUAAAAACACUGUUUAUGUGUAACCUUCUGAAACCACUGUGGUAGUACAACAGUCCAGACUAUCAAACAGUUGUAUGUUUAAGCAUGCUGCUUAUUAUAAACCAUUUGAAGGCAUUUUAAUAUUCUGCAUUUUGAGAACUGAUUACAAAUGAGUCUUACAGAGCUGUAACAUGCUUAGAAAUCCCAGUUCAGUAAUACAGAUUUGUUCAGCUUGGAUGUACUUUGAACACUUUCAUUUAUUAUUUGUUUAAUACAAAGUUGAAGUGAAGUUUCCCCGUUUAUUCUAGAGUAGUUUAUGGUAUGAGCAUUUAAAAAAAAUGAUGCUAUGUUCUCUCAACAUAAAUUUUUUCCCUUGGCUCUACUAGGAGCUCUUUGCAUGGCAGGGCAAGGUGAGGGAUCAAAUCCCUGCCAUGCUUUAAAUGCUCAGCCUUGUUUGCUAAAUAAAAAAAAAAAUGACAAUGGAUCAUUAAAUUCAAGAAAUUAACAUGAGACUGAGCUCCCUGGGUAGCACCCCCUUACACUGAAAGCUAAGUACUGUGGGAUUGGGGAAUGUAGUAAGGGAAGCAUGUAACACUACUUGAAGUUUGCUUAAAUUACUGAACUGGGAUUUUAAUUUAUAGAACCUUUGUUGUGUACUGUAGAAGGGAGUGGAAAUAACACUGAAUAACUUGCAGAAUACAGGAGUAGAGUUUGCUUGUAACUUACCUUCAGAUACACACUGAAGAACUGGUGUUUUGGUUCUCCUUUCUUAAGUUCUUGGUGAUGGCCUAAAUGUGUGUCUUGGUGAUGGGAACAAAGGACAUACUGUACUGCAAACUAUGUGAAAGUUUGAGCUGGCACCUGUUGAGA
Messenger RNA from Indicator indicator, 4555 nucleotides. It is a transcript of the gene C2CD2, whose product is annotated as C2 calcium dependent domain containing 2. Lineage: Eukaryota; Metazoa; Chordata; Aves; Piciformes; Indicatoridae. The transcript has 14 exons. The coding region runs from base 1 to 2106 and encodes 701 amino acids. The record is from RefSeq and is a predicted model, not a curated record.